Iphiclides podalirius (scarce swallowtail) is the source of this 1122-nucleotide messenger RNA. NCBI's taxonomy places the organism in Eukaryota, Metazoa, Arthropoda, Insecta, Lepidoptera, Papilionidae. The record is from the annotation of a GenBank genome assembly.
AUGAAAUUGAAGUUAGAAUGCAUUCCAGUAAAUGAUGUCACUGUUGGACCUACAGUUGAAACAAUUUCUAAAGGUCAGGUGGAGGCUGGCCCUGGACCAUGUCCUUUUGAAACAAGGCAUUUGUUUACUUCCUCUAAACUUAAUAAUACAAGUUUUCGAUGUGUUACUUACAAUAUACUGGCAGAUUUGUAUUGUGAUUCUGAUUUCACCAGAAAUGUCCUGCAUCCAUAUUGCCCACCAUAUGCUCUACAAAUAGACUAUAGAAAGCAACUUAUUAUGAAAGAACUCCAAGGCUAUAAUGCUGAUAUUAUUUGCCUACAAGAAGUAGACAAUAAAGUAUAUAUUAAUAACUUAAAGCCGUUUUUGGAAGUGGAAGGUCUUCAAGGAUUAUUUUACAAGAAAGGGAAAACUGUUGCCGAAGGAUUAGCCUGUUUUUACAGACAAGCAAGAUUUGAGAUGCUGAAAGAAGAAACAAUAUUAUUAGCUGAUGCCUUACAAUCUAAGCCAUGUUUGGAAGAUAUUUGGAAAGCCGUACAAGAAAACAAACUGUUAAAAGAUAGAAUUUUGGACCGUUCAACAGUAGCCAGUGCAACAAUAUUACAAUCAAAAGAUGACCCCAAUAAAAUACUUAUUGUUGGAAAUACUCAUUUAUACUUUCAUCCUGAUGCUGAUCAUAUAAGGCUGCUUCAAGGAGGAAUAGUUAUAUAUUGGCUAAGAGAAAUACGAAUCAAGUUGAUAAAAGAGUAUCCUGGAAAGUCUGUCAGCCUUAUUCUCUGUGGUGAUUUUAACAGUGUACCUUCAUGUGGCAUUUAUAGAUUGUAUACUACAGGAAUAGCACUGGAUGAUCUCCCUGACUGGAAAUCCAAGGCGGAAGAGGCCGUUUUAAAUUUGAGCCUAUUUCAAGAUAUGGAUCUUGGAAGCGCUGGUGGAACACCUAAAUUUACGAACUAUACAGCUGGUUUCGCAGGCUGUUUAGAUUAUAUAUUUUAUGACAAAAGUACACUUGUCGUUGAACAGGUAAUUCCAUUUCCUUCUCUAGAAGAAGUUCGAGUUCAUACAGCAUUACCAAGUAUAGUCUUUCCAUCCGAUCAUAUUGCUGUAAUCUCUGAUUUAAGAUUUACU